UAUAUAUUGAAUUUGAAUCAAUACUGUUAGCUUAAUCAUUUCCUAUAAAUUCAAACUGAAAUUAAUUUCCGUGUCAGAUAGUACAAUGUAACAUGGAUUGUUUUUGAAAUGGUGGUCAGUGCUAUCGUUUUAUUUAUUAAAUCAAACAACCUUUACGACUUUAGUUGAGCGGUGUAUCCGGUAUGAUAUUAUUAACAUGAAAUAUAAUUUUAAAGGAAAAACGUUCAUUUUACUUUCGUUUUCGUUUAUUUAAAAUGACAACAACAUUAAAGGAGUUCAAAUAAGAAUAUAAAGACAAGAGUUACAUAUCGUAUCUUCAUAAAUUCAUAUUCAAUUUGGUUAUGUCAAUAAUCGCGCGGCUCCUUCCUAAUUAUAACUUACAUUAAAAGAGAUAAAUGAAAUGGGAUCGCGUUGUUGUCGUGAGAAUAAAGAUAAAUUAGAGGUUGAUGAGGGAGUAAGUCAUAAUAAUGCAAAACGGCCGACCUCACCGUCAGAAGUUACAGUGGCUGACAAAACACACGAAAGAUGUCUUUACAAAGAAAAGAUGUACAAAAAUGAAGUGAAAAAGCUAGAAAAACAACUGAUGGACCUUGAAAAACUGACUAUAGAUAAAGAUAAAGAGAUUAUUACACUAACAGAAAACCAUAACCAACAGAUGGAGGAGCACAUUUUGAAAUGUCUUUACAAAGAAAAGAUGUACAAAAAUGAAGAGAAAAGGCUAGAAAAACAACUGAUGGACCUUGAGAAACUGACUAUAGAUAAAGAUAAAGAGAUUAUUACACUAAAAGAAAACCAUUAUCAACAGAUGGAGGAGCAAAUUUUAAAACAUGAAUAUGAACGCAAUGCACUUGAUAGAAACAUUUCAAAGCAAAGAGAACAGAAUCGAGAACUGAGGGAGGAAAAUGAUACGCUCUUGACAAGAUUCAGUGAUGUUGCCAGUGCUAAGCUUACCGACGGGAACCCUAAUAUUGCAGACUUGAGUGAUAAAAACCGACCUACAAAAUUAGCUGAACAAUAUUCAGAACUCUAUGACAAUGAAUGGACUGACGCCUUUGGUGUAUUAAAAGGUGGAAACUCGGAAGAAAAUGCAUGCCGUAUUCUUUUACACAUGUUUUGUGACAUUUAUAUAGCUUGUAUAAAAAAGGCCGGACAAGAUUGUGAUAAUGUGACAGAUGCCAUCAAGACCUUUCUCGAUGGGCAGCAACCACCAGUCGAGUUAUUGAAACAACUGAAAGACAACAGAAAGAACAAUACCGCAGGACAAAAAACUAUUAUUAAACAGGAAAUUAAAGGAAAAAUAAAGUGUAUUUUACCCGAAAAAGAACUCCGAAAGGACCAACAUGUUAAACGAUUUUUUAAACAGUGGUAUAGUUUUGUUGCGUUAGCAGUUCAGAUUCCCAAACCCUCUUGUUGUGCAAAUAUGAUCGGCUUGAUGAACUGCAUGAUAGUACUUGUUACAAGCUUAUACAAAACGCGUAUUUACAUAGCAUACAUAGUAUGGCCAGUAUUAUACUUGCACGAAAAUGGAAACAUUUUAAUGAAAGGCAUUGCUCAGUGUAAGGCUAAAAACAGCAAACACAGUAGUGUACAUUCUCUAACAUCAACAAAACCAAAAACAGGAAUGAGUUACAACAAUUUGAUUUGA
Messenger RNA from Ruditapes philippinarum (Manila clam), 1645 nucleotides. RefSeq lists its product as uncharacterized. NCBI's taxonomy places the organism in Eukaryota, Metazoa, Mollusca, Bivalvia, Venerida, Veneridae. Bases 401 to 1645 code for a protein of 414 amino acids. The record is from RefSeq and is a predicted model, not a curated record. The transcript is spliced from 8 exons.